Messenger RNA from Phycomyces blakesleeanus NRRL 1555(-), 237 nucleotides. RefSeq lists its product as hypothetical. NCBI's taxonomy places the organism in Eukaryota, Fungi, Mucoromycota, Mucoromycetes, Mucorales, Phycomycetaceae. The transcript has a single exon. The annotation marks the transcript as partial. The record is from RefSeq and is a predicted model, not a curated record.
AAUAUAAUAAAAAUUGCAGUUCAAGUUUAUAACGAUGCUAUACGCGGUGUUUUCUUUCCCUCCUGGCUGAAAACCGCACUCGCUAUCCUUCUCAAGGAAGGUGACAUGAUCUCCCUCCGCAACUGGCAGCCAAUCUCUUUGAUAAAAUGUGACGCCAAGUUGUUUACCAAAAUAAUUACGUCCCGUUUACGCUAUGUUAUUGGCCAACUUAUCGCACCUUUUCAAACUGGGUUUAUG